This is a messenger RNA of Nicotiana tabacum (common tobacco), 777 nucleotides long. NCBI's taxonomy places the organism in Eukaryota, Viridiplantae, Streptophyta, Magnoliopsida, Solanales, Solanaceae. The record is from RefSeq and is a predicted model, not a curated record.
AUGGGUCCCUUCGUCAGCUCUUAUGGUAAUAAGUACAUCCUUUUUGCCGUAGACUAUGUGUCCAAGUGGGUGGAAUCUGUAGCAUUGCCCACCAACGAUGCGAAAGUGGUGGUAGGGUUUCUAAAGAAGAACAUAUUCACCCGCUUCGGGACACCACGAGCGAUUAUCAGCGACGGAGGCACUCACUUCUGCAAUAGAGCCUUCGAGAAGUUGCUUACAAAAUACAAUGUGCGCCACAAGUUAGAUGAUGCACUCUGGGCCUACAGGACAGCUUUCAAGGCACCAAUUGUUAUGUCACCAUACAAGUUAGUGUUUGGGAAGGCCUGUAACCUACCUGUAGAACUUGAGCAUAGAGCGUGGUGGGCACUGAAACAACUAAAUUUAGACAUGGAAGCUGCGGGCACGUCAAGAGUCACAGAACUGCAUGAGCUUGAGGAGUUCCGGUAUCUUGCUUUUGAGAGCACAAGACUGUACAAAGAGAGAAUGAAGAGGCUACACGAUCAAAACAUUGUUGAGUGGAACUUCAAACCUGGGAACAUGGUAUUGCUAUGCAACUCAAGACUGAGGUUGUUCCCGGGUAAGCUGAAGUCACGAUGGUCUGGACCAUUUCGAGUGGUUGAAGUUUUCCCGUCAGGAGCGGUUGAAGUUUCCACUGAGAAUGACCCUCAUACAUUUAGAGUCAAUGGUCAUAGAUUGAAGUUGUAUGUGGGUAUGAGCGAGCCUAAGGAAGGGGCUGAACUGCAUCUGACUGGACCACAGAGGUCGAGCGAGCCUUAA